AUGGCUUCCAAAGAGACUGAAGCGCGGCAGCGUAUGGAAAAGGAGCUUUUGAAAGAUGAAGCUCUCAAGCAGGUCAAGAUCCUGGACUUGGCUCUGCAGAAUGAAGAGCCACAGUGGACAGUGGUCAUCAGCCUGACUGGGUCAGAAGGACAUGACCAGGCCGAUCCCUCCAUAGUCAUCAAGAGAGCUCGCAAAGCUCUUAGGAAGAUGAAAGACCGCGGUGCGGAUGGCGCCUUUCCAGUUCCCAAGAAGUGGACUGUUCUCGACGAGCUUCCCACGACCUCGGACGGGCAAGUGGACGAAAAAGCACUCUUCCGCCUGCUGACGGCUUGGGCAUCUACUGAUCCUAGCCUUUCACCGAAAGAAAAGAGGGCGCGUUUGGCUGCUCAUGCGGCACGUCCCGAUAGUCAGCACCUCCCCCAGGAGGAGGUCCCGACCCAAGAGACGGAGCUGGUUUUGCGAGAGUUCUGGGGCAGGGUUCUCAACAUCGAACCUCGGGGUAUCGGGAUCAAGGACAGUUUUCUGAGUCUUGGUGGAGAUUCGAUCAAUGCCAUAGAGCUCGUUGCAUUGGCUGAACAGUAUGGGAUCGGGCUGACCGUCACCGCGAUCAUGGGCAACCCUCGACUGCCGGAUAUGGCUGCCGUCGCAGUCCUGGACGAGCCGCAUAGCGAAGCAUACAAUGCAGAGCCGCUGAGCUUACUGCCGGAGACGGAAGUUGAUGCCAUUCUGAGUGAAGUUCGAGACAAGUGUGGCCUCGGAAACGACGAUGUUGUCGAGGAUGCUUUCCCAUGCACGGCGCUCCAGGCUGGCAUCAUGGCACUAUCGGAGAAGCAGCCUGGAUCGUACAUGACGAGACAGAUAUAUCAAUUGCCGAGCAAUGUUGACGUUCCCCGGUUCAAAGCGGCGUGGCGAGAGACUGUCGACCGCUGUGGAAAUCUUCGCACCAGAGUGUUGCCCGUCAACGGUCAAGCUAUUCAAGCAGUGAUCAAAGGUGACGCAGCUUGGGAGGAAACAGCUGGUGAAACAAUCGACUCGUUCGCAGAGAAAGUCAAAGACAUGAAGAUGACCUAUGGAACACGUUUGUGUCGGUACGCACUCGUGACUGACGUAAAAGAGGGCAAGUCAUACUUUGUCUGGACCAUCCACCACUCGAUAUUCGACGGGUUGACCGCCCGCCUCGUUCUCGACAGCUUGUAUCGGAUAUACCAUGGUCAAGAGACAAACUACCUGCGACCAUACUCAAGCUUCAUCAAGUACAUCACUGCUAUCGAUCAAGAUGCGGCGGGCAGCUUCUGGAAGACACAGCUGCAAGACGCUCGUCGGGCCAACUUUCCUCGCGCCACAAACACCAAAGGUGAAAUGGACAGCCGUGUGAUGACGAGAGAGAUUUCGUUUCCACGCCAGGCUGGAUCCUCUGUCACAAAAGCGACGAUAUUGAGGGCUGCCUGGGCCAUCAUCUUGGCCAGGUACUGUGAUACGGACGAUGUUUGCUUUGGAACAACUGUUUCUGGGAGACAAGCCCCUGUCCCUGGCAUCAAUCAGAUGGCUGGAUUUGUCAUUGCCACGGUUCCGAUCCGGAUUCGCCUCGGCGCCCAGUCUGUUGCUGCCUUCUUGAAGAGCAUCCAGGACCAGGCGUCUGAAAUGGUCGCCUUUGAGCAAUAUGGGAUACAGAACAUUGCAAAGCUUGGUGAGGAUGCGAGAGAUGCUUGCGAUUUCUCGAACCUGCUCGUCAUCCAACCGGCCAGGUCAUUGGCCUCUGCGGCCGAUUCUGGAUCCAAGGACGCGAUAUUGUUGAGAGGCAGCGCUGCCGAGAAGGAAUUGUCUGAUGCCUCAACGCGGAAUUACUUUAACUAUCCACUUGUUCUCGAGGCUUUUCUUGACGAUGAUCGGGUCAGUCUGCAAGUCACGCAUGAUCAAAAUUCCAUCAGGAGCGACGCCCUGGAGGCGCUGUUCCAUCACUUCGACCAUGUCGUCCAGCAACUCCUACAAGCAUCAGACCAGCCACUCAGUGCGAUCAAUGUUGCAGGAGAUUGGGACUUGGAAUGCGCAAAAAGGUUCAAUGAGGAAGCCCCAGAGAUUAUAGACCUUUGCAUUCACCAGAUGUUCGAGAACCAAGCUCUAAGACGGCCGACAGACCUGGCAAUCUGCGCAUGGGACAAGAGUUUCACGUACAGUGAGCUUAACCAGGCAUCGAACAGACUGGCUCAUCACCUCGUGAACAAGCUCUCUAUACAGAAAGAAGACUUGGUACAUGUGUGUUUCGAAAAGUCCGCCUGGUACAUCGUUGCAAUAUUGGCAAUCAACAAGGCGGGCGCAGCUUGGGUCCCCUUGGAUCCCUCCCAUCCUGAGCAACGUUUGAAGCAAGUCGUUUCGCAAACAAAGGCAAAGGUUGCUUUGGCUUCAUCGACGUACUCGUCGUUGUGUGCUCGUAUCGUUGACUUUGUCGUCGAAGUAUGCCCUGCUUUGGACGAGAAGCUGGUCCACAACGAAUGCAGUGCACAAGGACCAAUGGUAGAGGUAUCACCGCGAAACGCUGCCUAUGUCUUGUUUACGUCUGGGAGCACAGGAACCCCGAAAGGUCUGGUUAUGGAACAUGGCGCUGUUUGCACAAGCCAAGUGGCCAUUGCCAAACGCCUUGGAAUGACGCCUUGCGUGAGGUUGCUGCAGUUCUCAGCGUACGUUUUCGACGUCUCUGUGGGCGAAAUUGUACAGCCGCUUAUUACAGGCGCGUGUUGCUGUGUGCCCUCGGAAGCGUCUCGCAUGAACAAUCUUGUCGAGUUCAUUCGCGAUCAGCACGUUACCUGGACGUAUUUUACGCCGUCAUUUGCGAGAACAAUCAACCCAGUGGAGGUUCCAAAUUUGGAGCUGGUGCUGCUUAUAGGGGAAGCUGUUCCGCGCGAUGUCUUUGACAUGUGGGUUCAAGUUGGGAGGACACGGCUCAUCAACGCCUGGGGGCCUGCUGAAACCUGCGUCUUUAGCAGUAUCCAAGAAUGCCGCUCAUCGAAGGAAUCCAAUCUGGACAUCGGACGGCCCGUGGGUGCGUUUUGUUGGAUCGUUGAUGCCACUGAUCCUCAGCGGCUUGCGCCUAUUGGAACCGUGGGCGAAAUCGUCGUGCAAGGCCCGACUGUCCUGCGAGAGUAUCUUGGUAACCCGGAAAAGACAAGCGAAGCAGUUAUCACUGCUCCAGAAUGGGCACCCCAUUGCCAGUCAAAGUACUGGAACCGGUUCUAUAAGACGGGAGACUUGGCCUACUACAACCCUGGUGGGACUAUGGAGUUCCUCAGCCGCAAGGAUACGCAAGUCAAGAUCCGUGGCCUUCGUAUCGAGCUCGGUGACAUUGAGCACCACAUACAGAAUACCCUGAAGAGUGUGUGCCAAACAACGGUGGACGUCUUCAAGUCUGAUACGGGCUCUCAUUUGGUGGCGUACAUCUGCUUUACAAAGGAAAGGCGAGCCACAAGCAAAGCUGGUCCUGAAAACGACGCCCUUUUCUUGCCCUUGACGGAAGAAGUGAGAUUGCAAAUCACCGAACUCAUCGGCGAGCUCAGCAUUUUGCUCCCUCACUACAUGAUUCCUAGGAUAUUCAUCCCCUGCCGAUAUAUGCCAGUUGUCUCUUCGGCGAAACUGGACAGGAACAGACUACGCGAUUUUACGCAGAGACUCACCAAACAGGAGUUGGCGCAAUACUCCCUGGCUUCUCUCAACACCAGGAAACCAGAAACUGCCUCUGAAGUUCGCAUGCAGCGGCUAUGGGCCGGAGAGCUGAAAGUUCCGGCAGAGUCGAUAGGACGAGACGACAGCUUUCUUCAUCUGGGCGGAGACUCGCUUGUGGCCAUCCAACUGGUGACUGCAGCCCGUAACGAGGGCUUGUCACUUACAGUGAAGGACAUCUUUGAUGAUCCGCGGUUGUGGGCGGUAUCACUGAAGGCCAUAGAGGUUGAUACGAGUAAAAGUGUACUGCCUGAGAUUCGCCCAUUUUCUCUCUUGGAUGGUCACAUUGACACCGCUGGUAUCGAUGAGAAAUUGCGAACACUGUGUGGUCUGCCAAGAGACACGACCAUUGAGGAUGCUUUCCCAUGUACUUCCCUCCAAGAGGGACUUUUGGCAUUGUCGACGACUCAGCCUGGCUCAUACAUUGCCAAGCAGAUGUAUCGACUACCCACAGACGUCGAUAUUGCGAGGUUCCGAGCUGCUUGGGAAGAAACUGUUAGGCGUUGCUCUAACUUGAGAACGAGAAUUGUCUUAGUUGAUGAUAUCGCUGUCCAGGUCGUGGUAAAAGACGACAUUACAUGGGACUCGGUUGAACCAACAAAUCUUGAUGCAUAUACAGAAGGUUGUCACAGUCUCACAAUGGGCUACGGAUCGCGUCUCAGCCGCUAUUCCAUCAUUCGCGGAAAUGGGGAUGAAAAGGGCGUAUACUUUGCCCUCUGUGCUCAUCAUUGUGUCUUCGAUGGCUGGACCCUGCCGCUCAUCUUCAGUACAUUAUCCGCCGUAUAUCACCGGACAUCUGUGCCCAGGCUCGUUCCCUAUGUCCAGUUUGUCAACUACACCAUGGGACUUGAUAAGGACGCUGCCAGCAGUUAUUGGAUCUCUCAGCUUCAAGGUGCCCAGCCAGCUUCGUUUCCGUCCAUUGCAGAGACUCAAUCGCAGGGCAAGGCCACACGUGUGAGGACCCAUGGCGUGCGGUUUCCCCAACUAGAUAACCUCUCGGUCACUAAAGCAUCGAUAUUGCGCGCCGCUUGGGCACUCGUGCUGUCGAAAUACAGCGAUACCAGCGAUAUCUGCUUUGGUACAGUAGCCUCGGGCCGCAAUGCUGAUCUUCAUGGCCUGGAAUCGGUUGCUGGCUUGGUCAUUGCUACUGUGCCCGUCCGAGUUAAGCUGGAUCGUCAGAAGCCGAUUGCUUCAUUCCUUCAGGACAUCCAUAACCAAGCCAUUGAGAUGAUACCGUAUGAGCAAUAUGGCUUGCAGAACAUUUCCAAGCUCAGCAAGGAAGCUCAGCAGGCGUGUGAUUUCAGCAGUCUCUUCGUGGUGCAGCCGGCCAAUACCGAGGAUGUCGCCGAGUCUCUGCUGACCUCGGUCAAUUCCGGAGGCAAUCUCUAUGAAAAGUCGCUGCAGAACUAUCUCAGUUAUCCCCUGGUGUUGCAAUGCUAUUUGCGAGAGGACCAAGUGGCCUUGGAAUUCAUCUAUGAUGAGAAUGUCGUGUCUGAGUGGCGGAUACAGGCAUUAUCUAUACACUUGGAUAAUGUUAUCCAACAGCUUUGCAAGCCAAAGGAAGAUGUUCUUGGAUCUAUUACUAUAGCCGGCUCGUGGGAUCUCCAGCAAGCCAGGGACUGGAAUGCUCCGUUCGACUUGGUAAGUAGAUGCGUUGAUGACUUGGUAGCCGAGCAGGUGUUUAUGAGACCAAAUCAUGAAGCCAUCUACUCAACAGAGCAAACCCUUACAUAUGCUGAGCUACACGAGCUGUCCAGCGCCUUGGCCUCUCACCUCUCAGAGUUGGGGGUAGGGCCCGAGGUCGUCGUUCCCUUGUGCAUGGAAAAGUCGAUUUGGGUCGUCGUUGCGAUGCUCGCAAUCAUGCAAGCAGGCGGAGCCUAUCUGCCUCUUGACCCUUCCCAUCCGAUCAAUCGCAGACGGAUGAUUGUGGAAGAAGUCGGCGCCAGUGUUAUUCUGGUAUCGCCAACGACAGAGAUUUCAUGCAAUGGGCUGGCAAGCAGCGUGAUCGUGUUGUCGGCCUCCACGAUGAACGGACUCUCUGAGCUAACAAAACAUGAACCCAAGCCACCAAAGAGACACUCACCAAAAAACGCCGCGUACGUAUUGUUCACUUCAGGUUCAACAGGAAAGCCAAAGGGUACAGUCAUUGAACACUUUGCUGCCUGCACAAACAUCCUGGGCAUUGGAAAGGCCGUAGGAUGGGAUGACUCUUCACGAUGUCUCCAAUUCUCGUCUUACACUUUCGACGCCAGCGUGGCGGACAUCUUCAUCACACUCGCAUUUGGUGGUACGAUAUGCAUGCCAUCCGAAAUGGAGCGGUUGCAACACACGCACGAGUUCAUCCGGAAAGCACAUGUCAACAUCGCGGUGUUCACUCCGUCGUUUGCCCAGCUUAUGAACCCACGUGUGGUGCCUCAACUCCAGACUUUGGCCGUCAUUGGCGAGCCCCCUACCGAUGAUACUCUAAAGGUCUGGUGUGAGCAUGUUAGGCUAUACAAUAUAUACGGCCCAACAGAGAUCACCAUCUGCUGUACUACUCACCUUUUUAGUAUACAUGACAACCCCAGGAACAUUGGUCGACCUUUCAACAGUGCCUGCUGGAUCGUCGAGCCAGAUAACUACAACGAGCUGACACCUAUUGGUUGCGUUGGCGAACUUGUCCUCCAAGGGAAUAGCAUAGGCCGUGGGUACAUAAACGAACCCGAGAAAACGAAGCAAGUGUUCCUCUCCGAGGUUCAAUGUGCUUCAUCUGGGCCUCGUCGGUUCUAUUUGACUGGUGAUUUAGUCAGGUAUAACGCAAAGGGCGAAAUCGAGUAUCUCGGCCGCAAGGACAAGCAGGUCAAGAUUCGCGGACAGCGCUUGGAGCUCGGCGAAAUCGAGGCCAGCAUCAAGCGGGUCAUGCCAGAGAUUGCUCAAGUCGGCGUUGAGCUGCUACGGAGAGAGGCUGGAGACUGCUUGGCUGCCUUUAUAUGCUUCAAAGAAGAGCAUGAUGACCGACCAGCCAACAAUUUUGUUCCGUUGGAAGACGGGAUGCGGGAGCGCCUUGUUGGGUUGGUUGAUAAGCUCAAGGAUGAACUGCCCAGUUACAUGGUCCCCAAACUAACCAUACCUCUGCGCAAACUGCCGUUUAAUGCAGCGAUGAAGCUUGACAGAGGCAAACUACUGGAUUCGAUCAAAGGCCUUACAACGGAGCAGUUGAUGUCAUAUUCGUUGUCAGAGAGAGAUAGGAUCCCCCCAACAACCGAGAUGGAGAUCAGAUUGCAAGGCUUAUGGGCUCGCGUGCUGAAGCUUGAGCCGGACACCAUCGGGAAGAACGACCACUUCUUCCAGACUGGAGGUGACUCGCUUUCGGCCAUCAGGCUCUCUUCGCUUGCAAACCAGCAGGGCAUCAAGCUGUCCGUCGCAACGAUAUUUGCGGAGCCAAAGCUUUCAGCAAUGGCCGCUGCUGUCACCGCGGGAGAGGUCGAGGAGGAAGUUCAGUUGGAGCCUUUCAGCUUGCUUCCUUUCGAGGUGACUGACGAUGUUAUGAAUACCGUUAGAAAAAAGUGUAACCUGUCUGGAAGUCAAGUUAUCCAGGACAUGUAUCCCUGUACUGCUUUCCAGGAAGGGCUCAUGGCUCUCGUCGUCACGCGGCCCGGCUCAUACAUUGCAAAGAACAUCUACAAACUGCCUGCCGAUCUGGAUCUUGCAGUAUUCAAGACAGCCUGGGAGCGGACAGUAGCGUUGUGCGACAGUCUUCGAACGAGGAUUGUGUCCGUUGAAGGAACCUGUCUCCAAGUUGUGCUAGAUCGGGAUUUUUCAUGGGAUACAGCUUCGUCCUCCGACAUUCAAACCUGUGUGUCUGCUUCAUACCGCGUGGAAAUGGACUAUGGAUCACGCCUUUCACGAUAUAGCAUUGUGGAAGACAGGAACGGCGACAGAUAUUUCUUCUGGAUAAUCCAUCACGCGAUCUUCGACGGAUGGAGCCUCGGAGUCAUCAUCAACACGUUGACUGCGCUCCUGAAGAACAGCGCUUUACCAACUUUGUCUCCUGUUCGGAAAUUCAUCAAGUACACGAUAGAUCUCAAUACGGAAGCAGCAAAUGAGUACUGGAUGAAGCAGUUACAGGAUGCCAAGAGAGCCUCAUUUCCACCUCUAGGGCCGCGACACCAACCAACUUCUUCAAAGAAGAAAGCAUGUGUCUUUGCCAGGGAUAUCAGGCUUCCCCCUUCGUCGCGCGGUUCCAUCACACAAGCUACGAUAAUGAGGACUGCGUGGGCCAUGGUUCUCGCAAGGUACUGCGACAGCAACGACGUGUGUUUUGCAUCAACGGUAUCUGGACGAACUGCCCCUGUCACCGGACUGGAGUCCAUGCCAGGAGUGACGAUUGCAACUGUACCUGUUCGCAUCCGCAUCAACCGUGGAGAGGAACUCACGUCGCUUCUUGACAGAGUCCAGCUCCAAGCGUCCGAAAUGGUUGCAUACGAGCAGUUUGGUCUUCAAAACAUCACCAAGCUGAGCCCGCAAAUUAAAGAAGCGUGUGACUUUUCCAGCUUGAUGGUGGUGCAGCCUGCGGAAACCAGCGAUCCUGACUCAAUUCUCGUCUCUUUGAACUCGGAUGAGAGGCUUGCGGAAGAGGUUUUGCAGAACUACUUUACCUACCCUCUGAUUCUUCACUGCUUUCUUGGCGAAGGCACGGUGAAGUUGGUAUUUAUUUACGAGUCAGGCGUUUUGGCGGAGUCACAGAUACGAGCCCUGUCGCGACAACUUGACAACGUUAUCCAGCAGCUCACUGUAUCCGAGGACAAGAGCGUUGGAGAUGUCAAUAUUGCCGGGGAAUUCGACCUAGAGUAUGCCCUGGCGGCGAAUGGCCAGCCUCCUGACACUGUUGAGGAGUGUAUUCAUGACCUUAUCGGACGAGCUGUUACGGGGUUCUCGGACUUGCCCGCCGUGUCUGCCCGGGACGCUACAUUUACCUACAAGGAACUUGACAAAGCCUCUGACAGGCUUGCCAAUUAUUUGGUUUCCUUUGGAGUCCAAGUAGGAGACAUCGUCCAUGUUUGUUUUGACAAGUUGGCCUGGUAUGUGGUCGCCACUCUCGCAAUUAGCAAAGCCGGCGGAACCUGGUCACCCCUUGAUCCUUCUCAUCCGCACGAGCGACAUAAACAAGUCAUCAGCCAAACUGGAGCUUCGCUCGCAUUGGUCUCGCUAGGGAAUGCGUUGAGACUUGCGGCUUUGGUUGAAAACACACUUGUAGUCGCAGAGGAACUCAACACUCGACUGAUGGAAGAAGGCUGCUACGAGGGAAGGCCCCGUGUCGACGUGACGCCCCAUCAUGCCGCCUAUAUCCUUUUCACGUCAGGCAGCACAGGUACGCCAAAGGGCGUCAUUAUAGAGCACGGGGCUCUGUGUAGCGCCCAAACAGCUGCCAGCAAGAGGCUCGGAUUCCGUCCAGGGGUCAGAAUGCUGCAGUUUGCGUCUUAUGUUUUUGAUGCCUCAAUUGCGGAGAUUAUCACACCUCUGAUAUCUGGUGCCUGCGUAUGCAUCCCCUCGUGGGAUACACAGAUGAACUCGCUCACCAGAUAUAUCCAGCAAGAGCGGGUUAAUCGGGCUUUGCUAACCCCUUCAAUUGCUCGCACGAUACACCCGGAUGACGUGCCGAGUCUCGAAUCGCUCAUACUAGGAGGCGAAGCUGUGGGAAGAGAUGUAUUCGAUAUGUGGUAUGGCAAGGUCCAGUUGCUGAACGCAUGGGGGCCUACAGAGUCCUGCGUAUUUGGAGCUGUGCAUGCGUGGACGUCGGGAGACGAGUCACACUUGACGGUUGGGCGGCCGCUUGGAGGCUUCUGCUGGAUUGUUGAUUCAAACGAUGCUCAGAGGCUGGCACCGAUAGGGACUGUGGGCGAACUUGUUAUUCAAGGGCCCAAUCUGUAUCGCGAAUAUUUGUCGGAUGCAAAGAAAACGGCUUCGGCAACUGUACAGGCCCCUGAUUGGGCACCUUACCGCGACUCGACACGAUGGAAUCGCUUCUACAAGACUGGAGACCUGGCCAUGUAUAAUCCCGAUGGAACACUUGAAUACCAAGGUCGUAAGGAUAUGCAAGUCAAGAUCCGUGGGCUUCGUGUGGAGUUGGGCGAGAUUGAACACCAUAUACAUACACGGUUGGACAGGGUCUGCCAAGUUGCCGUUGAUGUCCUAAAGACGGAGUCUGCUUCCAUUCUGGUUGCGUUCCUUUGUUUUGACGACGAUACAAUUCCUGCAGGGAGACAGAUUCCAGAGGAUCUAAUCUCUCCUCUGACAGAAGAUUUGAAGCGGUCUUUCCAUGGCCUUCGUGAGCAUCUCGGCUCUGCUCUACCGACCUACAUGGUGCCAACGUUGUUCAUUCCUUGCAAGGCUAUGCCACUGGCUACUUCUGCGAAACUGGAUCGAAAAAUGCUGCUCCAGUUGACUGCUCAGCUUGGCCGGGAGAAACUGAAUGAAUUCGCCCUAGAGGAUGGAAAAGAGACCAAAGAGAUGCCCAAGUCAGAUAUGGAACGCCGUCUCCAGAAACUAUGGAGCGACAUUCUCAGUAUCCCGCAGGAUUCCAUCUAUCGCGACUCCAAUUUCUUGAGCAUUGGUGGCGAUUCUGUGGCAGCUAUCCGACUCGUGUCUUAUGCUCGCACCGCAGGGAUUCUGUUCACUGUGAGCGAUGUGUUUGACGAUCCCCGGCUGUUCUCCUUGGCAGCCAAAGUGAGAUUGCUGGAAGCAAAUCCUCACGAAGAGGACAUUCGACCCUUUAGUCUACUGGAGAAACAUCAUCAAACGAUGGCUACGAGCGACGCAACAAGGGCUCUUCUUGGGCUCCCCAGCAGCAAUAGUAUCGAAGAUGCCUAUCCUUGUUCAAGCCUUCAAGAAGGGCUCAUGGCUCUAGCUGUAAAGCAACCUGGCUCGUAUAUCGCAAAGUUCAUCUAUCGCCUUUCUGACACUACCGAAGUUUCAAGAUUCAAGGAAGCUUGGGAGCGGACAGUUCAGAUUGCCAGCAAUUUGAGAACUCGAAUCAUUCAACUAAGUGGCCAAUCUCUCCAAUUGGUCAUCAAGGAGGAGGCUUCGUGGGAUGAUGCUCGCGACAAAACUCUAGAAGGCUAUCUGAGUGAGCUUCAGGGUGUUCAAAUGAACUAUGGCUCUCGUCUGCGCCGUCAUGCUAUUCUACGAGAUGAUGAACGUCAAGAAACAUACUUUGUCCUCAUUCUUCAUCAUGCCAUCUUUGACGGGUGGUCCGUGAGAAGCAUCUUCAACAUACUUCAGAACGUCUACCACGGUCUCAAGGAUGUUAACAUUGAGCCUUAUUCGAGAUUCAUCAAGUACACCUUGCAGUCGAAUCACCAAGCCGCUGUCGACUACUGGACGUCACAGCUUCAAGGAGCUAAGCCGGCUUCGUUCCCAUCCAAGAAGAACCAUUCGGAUCCAGGUGUUGGCCACGCAGACCGCACUGGUAUCGUGAACAAGAUGAUUGAUGUCCCCACGAUAGCCAGUCCCAGCAUCACAAUGGCGACGAUUGUAAGGGCUGCCUGGUGUCUUGUGCUGUCUCGAUACUGCGAAACUGACGACAUCUGCUUCGGCGCAACUGUCUCCGGCAGACAAGCCCCAGUGCCCGGCCUCGUUGAUAUGCUGGGGCCUGUCAUCGCAACUAUACCCGUCAGGCUCCGUACAGACCACAAGAAAUCGGUGUCGGAAUAUUUGCGCUAUGUGCAAGGACACGCUACCGAGAUGAUUCCUUACGAACAGGUUGGCAUCCAGAACAUCUCCAAGAUGAGUAACGACGCCAAAGAUGUCUGUGACUUUUCGAGCCUUUUCGUCGUUCAGCCGAUGCAGUCUCUUCUCGGUGAUGGGAACGAGAGCAUCAUGGUCGCUAUGGAAGAAGGCAAAAGUGCAGACGCUUUUCACAAUUACUUCAACUACCCGUUGAUCAUCCAGGGACACUUGUACGAGAACCAGAUCGAAAUCGUGCUUAUAUACAAUAGAGGAGUUAUGCAAGAAGCGCAACUCAUUGCCCUUGCGCAUCAGCUCGAACAUGCUGUUCAGCAGCUUGCUACACAGACGGACAUGCUUCUUGGAGACGUGCCGAAGUCGUCGACCUGGGAUAUCCAGCAGGCGACCAAGUUCAACCCUGAACUGCCGAACAUUGUCGAGUCAUGUGUACAUGAACUCUUCGAGAAGCAAGCCGCUACUCGCCCGGACUCACUAGCAGUGGAUGCUUGGGAUGGCCGCUUUACAUAUGAUGCUUUGAAUCGGGCUGCCAAUCGCCUGGCGCACUACUUGAUCCAUGAUCAUAAAGUCAGGACGGGCGAUCUUGUACACGCCGUUUUUGAGAAGAGUGCCUGGUACAUCGUUUCCAUAUUAGCCAUUAACAAGGCUGGGGCUACUUGGGUUCCCCUUGAUCCAGCUCAUCCGAUCCAGCGGCUUGCUCAGAUUGUCUCUCAAACAAAAGCAACUAUUGCAUUAACAUCACCGACACACUCAUCUUUGUGCAAGGCGCUCUUCGCUACGACGCUCGAAGUCACAGAAGCACUAGACAAGAAGCUGGCAGAAAUCUCGAACAGCGUUGACAGAGACAACUUUAGAAGCAAUGCAUCCCCUCGUGACGGGGUCUACAUGCUGUUCACGUCCGGCAGCACAGGGAUCCCGAAAGGCUUCUUGAUGGAGCACGGGGCUGUCUGCACCAGUCAGACUGCCAUCGCCAAAAGACUUCGAUUUACAGCCGAAGCUCGGGUUCUUCAAUUUGCAUCGCACGUGUUUGACAUGUGCGUAGGCGAGACUAUCCUGCCAUUAAUCUCUGGAGCUUGUGUAUGCAUACCUUCAGACCACACGAGGAUGAACGGGUUGGCCGAGUUUAUCCGUGAUAUGAAAGUGACAUGGAUGUGGUUCACACCUUCGUUUAUCAAAACCAUCAAGCCGCUUGAUAUACCAACUGUUGAGAUUAUUGUAUUGGCUGGCGAGGCUAUUCCGCGAGACGUUCUGCGUACCUGGUUUGGCAAAGUCCGCCUGGUCAAUGCCUGGGGCCCUGCUGAGACUUGCUUAUGCAGUACUCUCCAUGAGUUCACUUCUGUUCACGAGUCGUCUUUGACGAUUGGCAGAGCCGUUGGCGGUUUGUGCUGGAUUGUAGAUGUCCACGAUUCCGCCAAGCUCGCCCCUAUAGGUACUGUUGGCGAGAUCAUCAUCCAAGGUCCAACUUUACUGCGGGAGUAUCUUGGGGAUUCAGACCGGACGAAGAAAACAAUCAUGACGUCCCUUCCCGAUUGGGCUCCGUAUCAAGACUCCAAAUAUUUCAGUCGGUGUUACAAGUCAGGCGACUUGGGUUUCUAUAACCCAGACGGCACCAUCGAGUUUUCAGCUCGAAAAGACACACAGGUCAAGAUUCGAGGCCUUCGCGUGGAGCUUAGUGAAGUUGAGCAUCACUUCCAGCUGGCCUUCCCGCAAGCGAAGCAGGUUGCCGUUGACGUGUUCAAGUCUGAUGCUGGAGCAAAUCUGGUUGCCUAUUUCUGUCUAAGUGGCGACACGAGGGCCGACGAUGACGAUGGAAGAGGCGGUUCGCUGUUCCUCCCGAUUGAUGACUCGCUUCAGUCUAGCUUAACGCAGCUCGUUGGUGAGCUGUCUGUGGCAUUGCCGCGAUACAUGGUUCCCACGCUCUUUAUCCCGUGCAGCUAUAUGCCCGUCAUCAUUUCUACCAAGCUCGAUCGGAAGAAGCUUCGCCAAAUGACAGCUGAGCUGAAGCAGCAAGAUCUUGCGUCCUACUCGCUGGUCGGAACUCAGAAGCGGCCCCCUGAAACACCCAUGGAGGUGCUACUGCAAAAGAUCUGGGCGGAAAUCCUCAACAUUCCGAGGGAUGCCAUCGGUCGCGACGACAGCUUUCUGGCACUUGGAGGCGACUCUAUCGCGGCGAUCCACCUGGCCAACACGGCUCGCGAAGACAAGAUCCUGGUCACUGCCAAGAGCAUCUUUGAUGAUCCCCGUUUGCUUGCCGUUGCCGCAGCAGCUAAGCACAUAGAGGAAGUAGAUGACGAGGCUUCUGACUUACUACCGUUCAGCCAGAUCAAUGAAGACGUACGUCGCUGGGCAACGGGAACAUCUCUGGCGGCUCAACUUCAACUGUCGGCCAACCAGGCGGUUGAGGAUGCUUACGGUUGCACAAAACUACAGGAGGGCCUCAUGGCUCUCAGUCUGAAGCAACCGGGUUCGUACAUUGCAAGAUACGUGUACAGGCUCAGCAAAGAAGUAGACGUUUGUCGUUUCACGUCGGCAUGGGAUGAGACUAUCAAAUCUUGUGCCAUAUUACGAUCACGGCUCGUACUUCUUGACGGAGUCUGUUACCAGGUCGUGAUCAAAGAUGACGACCUUUGGGAUACUACCUCUUCAGACUUGAACGCUACCAUGGAGACAAUCAAAUCUCUUCGAAUGUCUUACGGAUCGCGAUUAUCGCGUUUCUCAACCGCAACGGAUGAACAGGGAAAUAGCUACUUCUUGUGGACAGUCCAUCAUGCAAUCCAUGACGGGUGGACGAUCCCGCUCAUCCUCCAAACGUUCUGUCAAGCGUAUCAUGAGCGCAUGCCUUUUGUUCCCCAGCCUUUCUCCAAGUUCAUCCGCCAUCUAGCACAGACGAGGGAGCCUGAAGCUCGCGCUUACUGGACGAAGCAGCUUGCAGAUGCCAAGCAAGCUGACUUUCCACCGACAAAAUCCGACAGCAGUUCUGCCGGUGCCACCAAAACCGGCACAUUGAGUAGGAGGAUCAACUUCCCAGAGUCAUCCAACUCAUUGAUUACAAAGGCUACAAUCCUUCGCGCGGCUUGGGCCAUUGUCCUUGCGAGGUAUUGCGACUCCGACGAUAUUUGCUUUGGUGCCACGAUAUCAGGCCGUCAAGCGUCUCUCAAUGGUUUACUCGAGAUUGCUGGACCAACGGUAGCUACGGUGCCUAUCCGAAUCCGCAUUGAUCGUGAACAGCUGGUAUUGGAUUUCCUGCAGGCUGUUCAGCAUCAGGCUACCGACAUGAUACCGUAUGAGCAGUUCGGCAUACAGAACAUCUCGAAAUUGAGCCCCGAGGCAAAAUUAGCUUGCGAAUUCUCGAGCCUGAUGUUGGUUCAGCCUAUCCAGCAAGCUGUAGGCGACGAUGACUUGAGUGGCGUUAUGGUCGCUGCUGAUACGGGGUUAAACACGCAAGAAAGCCUCGUGCAGAAUUACUACACGUAUCCGUUGGUCAUCCAGGGACAUGUCCAUCACGAUCGAGUGGAGCUUCUGGCCAUCUUUGAUACCGCAACACUUUCUCAGCCACAGGUAGAAGCCCUUGCACGUCAGUCCGACAGUGUGGUAGAGCAGCUGGUACUUAAACAGGGGCAAAGGGUUGACGAGAUAUCUGUCACCAGCCCGUGGGAUCUGCAGUUGGCGACUCAAGCCAGUAGCAGUAUUCCAGCUGUUAUUGACAGCUGCGUCCAUACUUUAAUCUCACAGCAAGCCAGACAAUCACCAGAUGCCCCUGCUAUCCAUGCUUGGGAUGGAGAGCUCACUUACAGCCAGUUAGAGAAGGCAACUGAUAAACUAGCCGCGCAUCUCUUACAAACAUGCAAUACAAGCAUCGGAGACAUCAUACUUGUGUGCUUUGAGAAGUCCGUCUGGUACGUUGUGGCGAUUAUCGCAAUCAACAAAGCUGGCGCGGCCUGGGCACCCAUCGACCCGGCUCAUCCCGUACAGCGACUACAGCAAGUAGCCCAGCAGACCGGCGCCAGACUGACGAUAUCGUCUGUCAGCCAUGCUUCACUAUGCAGGAAGCUGACCAAUGAGGUUGUUGUGCUCGAUCGCCAUCUUCACGACGAGCUCAAUACAAAGCAAGGCUGCAGUAAACCAAGCGUCAAUGUUACCCCCGAUGAUGCCGCCUACGUCUUGUUUACCUCCGGCAGUACUGGUACGCCUAAGGGAAUUGUCAUGGAACACCGGGCUCUGUGUACAAGCCAGACGGACAUCAGCAAGCGACUAAAGCUGACUGGUGACGUUCGGAUGCUUCAGUUCUCCUCCUUCGUAUUCGACGUUUCCGUUGGCGAGAUCAUGGCGCCUCUUAUCCACGGUGCUUGCGUUUGUAUACCGUCAGAUGACAUGAGAUUGAAUGGAAGCCUGAAUGACUUUGUCCGUUCAGCUCGUGUUACAUGGGCUUUUUUGACGCCGUCAUUUGCGAGGACACUCCGGCCUGAUGACUACCCGGGGCUAGAGCUUCUGCUUCUCGUUGGUGAGGCAUUCCCACAGGAAGUACUCGAUGCCUGGCAUGGCAAGCUUCGGCUUAUCAACGCCUGGGGGCCAGCAGAAACCUGCGUUUUCAGCUCUAUCCAUGAAUGGACUGAUCCUACGGAGGAUAUCACGACGAUUGGACGCCCAGUCGGUUCCCAUGUGUGGGUGGUUGACGCAGACAAUCCUCGUCGUUUAGCACCUAUCGGUUGUCACGGUGAAAUCGUUGUCCAGGGACCAGCUCUUCUUCGCGAAUAUCUCUCUGAUCCCGGCAAAACGUCAGCAGCGAUAGUUACAAACCUCCCUAAUUGGCUGCCAAACCACACAGCCAAGGGCUGGGAUCGCUUUUACAGAACCGGCGACUUGGGCUACUACAGUCAUGACGGUUAUCUUCAUUACCUUGGUCGCAAGGAUACUCAGGUCAAGAUUCGAGGUUUACGGGUUGAAUUGGGCGAAGUUGAGCAUCAGAUUCGUGGUGCUCUCACCACCGCCCGUCAAGUUGCUGUUGACGUCUUCAAAAAUGAAUCCUCUGCUCAUCUCGUGGCUUACAUCUGCUUUACGGAUAAUACCAAGACGCCCCAACAGAUGCUUGAUCAGCAUGAAGAGGAUCUCCUCAUGCAUAUGACUGCCGAUUUGCGUGCCUCACUGAAUAAGUUGACUGAUGCCUUGAAUGUGGCCCUUCCCAGAUACAUGAUUCCAACGCUGUUUAUCCCUCUCAACUACUUUCCUCUCAUAUCCUCCGCUAAGCUGGACAGAGUCAAAUUGCGACAAUUGAUUGGUAGCUUUUCUUCCCAGCAGUGGAAUGAACAUGCGCUGCUUAACGACGUACAGAAGCGCGCUCCUGUAACGUCCAUGGAAGUCCGUCUGCAGAAGAUUUGGGCGACCGUUCUGAAUAUUCCCGCCGAGACGAUUGGCCGUGAUGACAGUUUCUUACGAAUAGGCGGCGAUUCGAUUGGUGCCAUUCGACUUGUUUCGUUGGCUCGCGAUGCUGGCAUAGAUCUUGAUGUCAGUCAAGUCUUUAGAGACUCACGCCUCUGCUACCUCGCUUCCAAGGCGACAGAUACCGAUGCUGCGUCAAGUGACGAGAUUCGGCCAUUCAGUAUGCUGAGUGAUUCUGUCAAGGCUCGAGUACUCGAUCCCAGUCGCCGGGAGGAGUUUGGUCUCUCGGAGAGGGAAGUCAUUGAGGAUGCUUUCCCUUGCACCAAGCUUCAAGAAGGGCUCAUGGCUAUAGCAGCUAGACAAAAAGGCUCAUACUCUGCAAAGCACUUGUUCAAGCUCCCGUCCCAUGUGGACAUACAUCGAUUUAGGUCAGCCUGGGAACAGACAGUUGCCACUUGCAGCAACCUACGGACAAAGAUAGUUCUCGUCGACAACAUUCCCAUUCAAGUCCAGCUACAAGAAGGCCUUGCGUGGGAAAGCUCGUACGAUGGUCUGGAAUCGUACAAAGAGUCUUGCAAGAAUCUUAGUAUCAACUACAACUCAGCCCUCUGCAGUUACGCAUUGUUUCAUGACAAAGACGACAACUACUUUGCUCUCAACAUGCACCACGCCAUCUUCGACGGCUGGAGUUUAUCGCUUGCUUUGCAGACGCUGUCAGCUGCCUAUGAGGGAAGAGAAUUACAAAAGCUUGAGCCAUAUUCAAGAUUCGUCAGCUAUGUGAGAGACAUGGACGAAGACGCUGCUACCAACUACUGGCAGAAACAGCUGCAUGAGGCGAAAUCCGCAGGAAUUCCACAACAGCCGGUCAUCACUGGCGAUCAACAAGGCACAGCGAUAUUAGAGCAGAAGAUUCCUCUCCCACGCUCAAGGGAUACCGCCAUUACAAAAGCUACUGUCCUACGAGCUGCUUGGUCCAUUGUGCUCGCCAGAUAUAGCGAUCUAGAUGAUGUCUGCUUCGGCUCUGUUGUCUCGGGUCGCAACGCUCCUGUUCCCGGACUUGCCUCCAUCCCGGGCCUCGUCACAGCCACAGUUCCCGUCCGAGUGAAGCUCGACCGGAAAUGCCCCGUCAAGCAGUUCCUGCAAGAUCUGCAGUCCCAAGCCACAGCAAUGGUUCCCUACGAGCAGUUUGGGCUGCAAAGCAUAUCGAAAAUCGAUCAGCAUACGAAAGAAGCCUGCAACUUUUCCAGCUUGAUGGUGGUUCAGCCGGCGAAGCAAAUGGGACUUGCAGAUGUAGGCAGCGGAUCAAGUCUCUUACAGCCGGCUCCUGAAGGUGAUGAUGUGCAGAAAAUGAUGCAAAGCUUCUUCAACUAUCCGCUCGUCGUCCAGUGCAGUUUGUUCGACGAUGAAGUCGACUUGAUGCUCAUGUACGACACAGCCAUGUUUUCGCGCAAUCAACUCAUUGCCCUGUCGCAUCAGUUCAACCAUGUGGUUCAACAGCUGGUAACGCCGGAUGAGCUACUGUUGGGGUAUAUUUCCCUGUCCAGUGCCUGGGAUCUCGACCAAGCUGUUGGCUAUAACAAGCAAAAGGUUGAGCUCGUCGAUUCCUUCAUCCAUGACUUGGUCUCUGCACAGGCUCUGCGCGAUCCUAAUCACGAAGCUUUGUUCUCAUCGGAGGCAUCGUUGACAUACGGCCAAUUAGACCACCUAUCAGCACUCCUGGCGAAGCAUCUUUGCCUCCGAGGAGUAACGCCCAGAUCGCUGGUUCCAUUCUGCAUGGAGAAAUCCAUAUGGGCAAUUGUUGCGAUGCUCGGAAUUCUCAAGUCUGGCGCUGCAUUUGUUCCACUUGAUCCCUCCCAUCCGCGGGCUCGCUUGGAGACGAUUGUCAAAGAGACAAACGCGAACCUGAUGAUCAAUUCUCCUAGCUCGGCAAAACAUUGCAAGGAUCUUGUUCGGCAAACCGUGGAACUGUCCCCUUCGUUCAUAUCAGCGCUUGAAGCCACGGCCAGGCUAAAGUCUGAUCACUCAAUCACUAUUCCCAGCCGGUCGACAAGCGAUCUCGCCUACGUUAUCUUCACAUCUGGAUCUACGGGCAAGCCCAAGGGCGUCGCCAUCCAGCAUUCGGCUCUGUCUACCACUAUGAUAGGCUUGGGUAAGGUGCUUCAUUCUGGCCCUACUUCAAGGACCUUCCAGUUCGCCGGCUAUGUCUUCGAUGCUAUGAUUUACGAAGUCUUUGUACCGCUGAUCUAUGGCGGAACGGUGUGCGUUCCUUCAGAUACUGAACGGCUUCAGGAGGCGCCAGCCUUUAUCCGCAAGUCGCGGUCCAACGAAGCGCUUCUGACACCGUCUUUUGCCAGGACGAUUGUGCCGUCUCAGGUCCCUACAAUGAGGACGCUCAUGGUCGGAGGUGAACCUGUGCCUAAGGACUUGCUGGAAAUUUGGAGCGACAAAGUCCGUCUUAUGAAUGUAUAUGGCCCGACUGAGAGUUGUGUUGUGGUGACAACUCACGAUGUUCGUUCACGCAACGAUUCGCACAGGAUCAUCGGCCAAGGCUUUAAUUCUGCUUGCUGGGUCGUUGAUGCAGAUGACCGCCGUGCCUUUACUCCCAUUGGAUGUGUUGGCGAGCUUGUGAUUCAAGGUCAUACACUAUCUUGUGGCUAUCUGAAUGACUCCGAACGAACCGAGAAAUCUUUCAGUAAACAGCUUGACUGCCUGGGCCCACUGCAGAAUAACGGACCCCGGAGGUUCUAUUUCACUGGAGACCUGGUCAGAUACACUCCCGAUGGUCUUAUUGAGUACGUCGGACGAAAAGAUCUGCAGGUGAAGCUGCGUGGUCAACGCAUUGAACUUGGCGAGAUCGAGUAUCAUUUCAAAUGCUCGCUCGCGACGGUUGAACAUGUUGUUGUAGACGUUCUUCAUCACAAGUCCGGCAUGGCUCUUGUAGCCUUCCUCAGUUUCACCGGAGGGGCUAAUGAUGGGGACCUUCUUCUACCUCUUGAUGAAAGCCUACGUUCGUCGUUGGAGUUGGUUAGAGCGUAUGUGAAGGCACGUGUUCCGCCCUACAUGAUGCCCAGCCUCAUUCUACCUGUUCGAACCAUGCCCUUUGUUACUUCGAUGAAGAUGGAUCGCAGGAAAUUGCUGGACUUGGCAGCGAGUCUGACAACCGAUGAGAUGGCGGGCUAUUCACUUACGACACACAAGAGGGCCGAGCCAAUUACAGAUAUGGAGAAGAGGAUAAUGGACCUGACAGCAAAAGUUCUCAAAAUUCAGCCAGCUGAGAUCAGUCGGCAUGAUAAAUUCCUAGAGAUUGGCGGCGACUCCAUUACCGCCAUUCAGCUCGUCAAUCUGGCUCAGGCAGCUGAUAUUCCUCUGACUGUGGCGGACGUCUUCAAGGACUCACAGAUCUCGGCUCUGUCUGCAUUGGCAAGCAACCAGCAACUUGACAGGGUGACUGACCUUGAGCCAUUUGCACUCUUGCCAGCUGAUAACCGCGAUAUUUUGUUGGCCGAGAUCUCAAAGUCGUGUGGAAUCUCGAGCGUUGAGCACAUUGAGGACGCGUAUCCAUGCACACAGCUGCAACAGGGGCUCAUGGCGCUGUCUGUCAAGCAGCCGGGUUCGUAUAUCGCGAAGAAUGUCUACAAGCUGCCACACCAGGUAGAUGUUGGUCGGUUCAAAUCCGCUUGGGAGCAAACCAUGGAAACAUGCAGCAAUUUGCGGACCAGGAUUGUGCUUGUAGAUGGGAAGGCCAUCCAAGUCAUCCUACGAAAUGCUCACCAAUGGGAUGAUCUUGGCGGCGAUGAUCUCCCUACAUAUUCACAGAAGUUGUCUAGAAUACAGAUCAGCUACGGUUCCAGCCUUGUCCGGUACGCACUACUUCAGCAUGGUGAAAGCCAUUGUUUCAGUCUCACUAUGCAUCACAGCAUAUUUGAUGGCUGGUCAAUGAGCCGUAUCAUGGGUACGCUGGAUGCCAUCUAUCGAAAGAAUGAGCCUCCCCCAUUAGCCCAAUAUGCCCGCUUUGUCAAGUACACCAUGGAUCUCAACCGGGAUGCUGCUAAGAAAUACUGGCUCGAGCAGCUUCAUGAAGCCAAGCGGGCAUCUUUCCCAGGAAACAACAACACCGCGGCAUCUUCGAAGACUCAAAUAACCUCCUAUGUCAGCAAGAGAGUGGACUUUGCCAGCCCCAAGACAGCCGUGACAAAAGCAUCCAUCAUCAGGGCUGCCUGGGCUAUUGUGCUUGCGCGUUACUGCGAUGCAAACGACAUCUGCUUUGGCGCCACAGUUUCGGGCCGCAACGCCUCCCUCGUCGGCGCAGACUCUAUGCCCGGAGUGAUGCUUGCUACUGUGCCGGUUCGGGUCCAUCUCGACGGCGACCAGACAGUGUCAGAUUAUCUGCUCAAGGUCCAGACACAAAGCAGCGAGAUGGUUGCAUACGAGCAGUUUGGCUUACAGAAUAUCUCGUCCCUUGGUGCGAACGCCAAAGAUGCGUGCAAUUUCUCGUCUAUCCUGGUCGUUCAGCCCGCUGCCUUCUUCACGGAGAAAGGCCAAUCUUCGGACGCCAUUCUGAUUGAUGAGAGCUCUGAAGAAGCAAUGGAAGAUCGGAUUCAGAAUUUCAUCAACUAUCCCCUAGUCGUGCAAGGGCUACUGUUCAAGGACAAGGUCGAGAUUGUUCUCAUGUACGACACGAACUGCAUGACCAAAUCCCAAGCCGUUGCUGUAUCAGAACAAAUGCAUCAUGUCAUCCAGCAAUUGACAACUCAGAGCGAAAAGAUGCUGGGAAGCAUCUCCGUCGCGGGCCCGUGGGAUUUAGAGCAGGCUAUGCAAUGGAAUACGGCCAGCCUCGAACCUGCUGCCGAAUGCCUCCACGAUCUUGUAUCUCAACAUGCCAAGCGUCGACCGGAACAUGAGGCCAUCUACUCUACCAGCGGCAGCAUGAGCUACUCCGAACUCGAUCGUAUCUCCUCCCAGCUCGCGGUUCUCCUAAGUGCGAAAGGUGUCGGCCCAGAGUCCUUGGUACCGAUAUGCUUUGAAAAAUCGCCAUGGGCCAUUGUAGCCAUGCUUGGUAUAAUAAAGGCCGGCGGUGCUUUUAUUCCAUUGGACCCAAGCCACCCUGUUGCCCGUCGCCAGGCACUUGUAAGCGAAGUCGGAGCUCAAGUCAUGGUGGUUUCGCCCUCUGUUGCAACGGAAUGUCUGCAUAUGGCCAAGGACGUUGUCGAACUAUCGCCCAGUCUGCUUUCUUAUUUCUCCGAGAGCUCAGAUAUUCAUAUCCAAAGCAAAGCUGGUCCGAGAAACGCAGCUUACAUGCUCUUUACAUCAGGCUCUACCGGCAAGCCCAAAGGUGUAGUGGUCGAGCACCAGGGCAUUUGCACGUCUAUACUGGGCGAACACAAGGCUUUCAACACUGACGAAAACUCGCGCUGGUUCCAGUUCGCCAACUAUGUGUUUGACGCUUGCAUCACCGAGAUAUUUGCCGCAUUAACGGCCGGUGCUACUGUCUGCGUGCCGACUGAGACAGAACGGAUGCAUCACACGUCAAAGUUCAUCACGGACGCCCAGGUUAACAUCGCUCUGUUGACACCCACCUUUGUCAAGACUCUAUCGCCCGACUCGGUGCCUUCAUUGAAGACGCUCAUCCUUGGUGGCGAAGCUGCGUCACAGGAUAUCCUUGAGACUUGGUAUGGGUGCGUGGACUUGCGCAACGCGUACGGCCCUGCUGAAGCUUGCAUUGCUUCUUCUGCCCAUGUUUACACAUCUUUGAAUGUUUCUGCAACAACGAUCGGUCGGGGAUUUGCGCAUCAUUGCUGGAUUGUUGAUCCUGAUGACCAUCAGCAGCUGGCACCCAUUGGCUGUACGGGAGAGCUUUUGGUGCAGGGCCCAGCUCUGGCAAGGGGCUACUUUGGUGACGAGAGCAAAACGAAGAGUUCAUUCGUCGAAGAUGUUACCUGGUUACCUACGGAACAUGCGAAGGUGCGAAGGUUUUAUAAAACGGGAGAUUUGGUUCGGUAUGGUGAAGAAGGUGUUAUGGAGUAUCUUGGACGAAAAGAUACUCAGAUCAAGAUUCGAGGACAGCGGAUAGAGGUAGGGGAGAUUGAACAUCAGAUGAAGAAGCUGGAGACGACAAUUCAACAUGUUGCUGUGGACGUCAUACAAGGGAAAUCGCUCGCAGCAUUCGUCAGCUUCGUCUUGAGCGACGGUGAUGGCUUGAAGCGAGGCUUCGGCAUCCUGGACAGAGACGAGGCGAAUGGAGAAGUAUUCUCUCAGCUCACGGCACACCUGAGCAGCAUCUUACCCCAGCAUAUGGUGCCCUCAUACAUCAUACCAGUUACAUAUAUGCCUCACAACAGUGCCGGCAAGCUUGAUCGUAAGCUACUUGUACAGACGGCUUCUCAGCUCGCUGCGGAGGAGCUCGCCCAACACUUGUCCAGCGAACGGACAGUCUUCCGCGACUGUUCCAACGAGACUGAGGCUUGGCUUCGGUCGCAGUGGGCGCAUGUGCUCAAUAUGCCCGAGGAAUCCAUUAGUGUGGACGAUAACUUUUACCGGCUGGGCGGUGAUUCCAUUCGCAUUGUGACUCUUGCCAGGGCCAUUCUUGAUGAGUACGGUGUGAGCUUGGGUCUUUCCAUUCUCAACAGCAAGCACACGACCAUUGGCAGUAUGGCGAGCUUCAUCAAGGACAUCGUCGCACUCGUUCGUGGCAAGUCACCGCGGCACGGACUUGAACGCAUCAUAUCCACAGCCCAAACGGCCCGAUGGUGGAAUGACAGCUAUGAACAAAAGAUCGAAGUCUGGGUCGGUGAUCUCGGUAAAAAGCAUCUCGGUCUUGACGCCUCUCAAUGGGAACGCCUUGCGGGAGUAUCCAGGCAACAGAAGAACAUCGACGCCAUCGUUCAUAACGGCGCCGUGGUUAACUGGCAUGCGGACUACGAUAAGCUGGCGGCGCCCAAUGUCAGCUCUACCAUGGAGUUGCUAAAGGCGGCUGCCUCUUCGCCGGUGAAUCCUAGACUGGUGUUUGUCUCUGGGGGUUUGAAGACAGAUCCGGAAGAAGAUCCACAAAGAGUUGCCGUGCAGCUUGGUCGUCUGAAUGGAUAUGUUCAGACCAAGUUUGUCUGCGAGAGCGUCAUUCAAGAAGUUCUGAAGAGCCUGCCACGACCACAAAACAGGCUGUCCAUUGUCAAGCCGGGACGUAUCAUCGGGUCUGAAAGCAACGGAGUCGCCAAUGUCGAUGACUUGAUCUGGCGUGUCGUUGCGGGAGCUGCUGCUAUUCACGCUUACCCGGUAGAACCGCCAGAGAACUGGAUGUACAUUGCUGAUGUCCGCAGUGUUGCGUCCACAGUUCUUGGGCAAGUCUUCCGGGACACUGCCGUCAAUUCCUUUGUCCAUGUGACUGGCGGUAUGCCCACUGUGACGUUCUGGAACAAGGUGAACGAGGAGCUUAAGAUUAAGUGUAAGCCAGUAUCAUGGAGUGAGUGGACAGAGAUGGCACAGGCUUCGAUGGCCGAGGUUGGAGAUCGGCAUCCUCUCUGGCCUGUCCAACAUUUCCUUGGGGCUCUCGGGGUGCCGCGGUCAGAAAAGGAGCUGGCAACGGAGUCUCUGGAGCAUGAGCAAUGGCAUAUGGCCGUGAGGAAGAAUGUGCAGUAUUUGGUCGAGAUUGGGUUUAUCGUGUCGUCUGUGGGCGAACUGGGCAAUACGAAGGAGGAAGCAAUGAAGCGGGUACACUAG
Trichoderma citrinoviride is the source of this 24522-nucleotide messenger RNA. RefSeq names its product non-ribosomal peptide synthetase. Gene Ontology annotation, biological process: amino acid activation for nonribosomal peptide biosynthetic process; secondary metabolite biosynthetic process. Lineage: Eukaryota; Fungi; Ascomycota; Sordariomycetes; Hypocreales; Hypocreaceae. Gene Ontology annotation, cellular component: cytoplasm. The record is from RefSeq and is a predicted model, not a curated record. Gene Ontology annotation, molecular function: phosphopantetheine binding; catalytic activity. The transcript has 2 exons. Bases 1 to 24522 code for a protein of 8173 amino acids.